Messenger RNA from Arabidopsis thaliana (thale cress), 2045 nucleotides. It is a transcript of the gene PRR9, whose product is annotated as pseudo-response regulator 9. Gene Ontology annotation, cellular component: nucleus. Lineage: Eukaryota; Viridiplantae; Streptophyta; Magnoliopsida; Brassicales; Brassicaceae. The record is from RefSeq and is marked reviewed. The transcript is spliced from 6 exons. The coding region runs from base 268 to 1602 and encodes 444 amino acids. Gene Ontology annotation, biological process: cytokinin-activated signaling pathway; phosphorelay signal transduction system; circadian rhythm.
AACAAAGUCUUCUUCUUUCUCUGAGAAGAUAUUUUCGUGGUUGUGAUCGAAAGAUACCAAACUAAAGAGUUUAACUUUCUUCUUCCUUCUUCUUUACUUCAACAUCUGAUAUUUUCUCUCUCUCUUUUAUUCAGUCUGAAACAAUAUUUCUCGGUAGAUUAAGAUCUAAAGCUCGUUGAUCUAGAUUCUUGUUUCUAUUUUUGUGUGUUUUAGGCUUUGUUGGUUUUACCAAGUGUUGUGAUUCAGUUUGUUUUGAGGUCUGAGUCUAUGGGGGAGAUUGUGGUUUUAAGUAGUGAUGAUGGUAUGGAGACUAUAAAGAACAGAGUAAAGUCAUCGGAAGUUGUUCAGUGGGAGAAGUAUUUGCCUAAAACUGUACUUAGGGUUUUGUUAGUUGAAUCUGAUUACUCAACUCGUCAAAUCAUCACUGCCCUUCUUCGUAAAUGCUGUUACAAAGUUGUAGCUGUUUCUGAUGGUUUAGCUGCGUGGGAGGUUCUAAAGGAGAAGUCACAUAACAUUGAUCUUAUACUAACAGAGCUGGAUUUGCCAUCUAUAUCUGGUUUUGCUCUGCUUGCUUUGGUAAUGGAGCAUGAAGCUUGCAAGAACAUUCCUGUCAUAAUGAUGUCUUCUCAAGAUUCGAUAAAAAUGGUGUUGAAGUGUAUGCUGAGAGGUGCUGCUGAUUAUCUAAUCAAACCAAUGAGGAAAAACGAGUUGAAAAAUCUAUGGCAACAUGUUUGGAGAAGACUGACUUUGCGUGAUGAUCCUACUGCUCAUGCUCAAAGCUUACCAGCUUCACAGCACAACCUUGAAGAUACUGAUGAAACUUGUGAAGAUUCCAGAUAUCAUUCAGAUCAAGGAAGUGGUGCUCAGGCUAUCAAUUACAAUGGUCACAAUAAGCUGAUGGAGAAUGGCAAAUCAGUGGAUGAAAGAGACGAGUUUAAGGAAACUUUUGAUGUGACAAUGGAUUUGAUUGGUGGAAUUGACAAGCGUCCUGAUAGUAUUUAUAAAGACAAGAGUCGAGAUGAGUGUGUUGGUCCUGAGCUUGGACUUUCUCUGAAAAGAUCUUGCUCUGUAAGUUUUGAGAACCAAGAUGAAAGCAAGCAUCAAAAGCUUAGCCUCUCUGAUGCGUCGGCCUUCUCAAGAUUUGAGGAAAGCAAGUCAGCAGAAAAAGCCGUCGUUGCUUUAGAGGAGAGUACUUCAGGUGAGCCAAAGACACCAACCGAAUCACAUGAAAAGUUAAGAAAAGUAACAUCUGAUCAAGGAAGCGCCACAACGAGCAGCAACCAGGAGAAUAUCGGAUCAUCAAGCGUAAGCUUCCGUAACCAAGUUCUUCAGUCCACAGUAACGAAUCAGAAGCAAGAUUCACCCAUACCGGUAGAAUCAAAUCGCGAGAAAGCAGCUAGCAAGGAAGUAGAAGCUGGUUCUCAAAGCACCAAUGAGGGGAUUGCUGGACAAAGCAGUAGCACAGAGAAACCAAAGGAAGAAGAAAGUGCGAAACAACGUUGGAGUAGAAGCCAGAGAGAAGCUGCAUUGAUGAAGUUCCGGUUGAAGAGGAAAGAUCGAUGCUUUGACAAAAAGGUAAGAGACACACAAGCUUCAUCAUAAAAACAGCAUCUGAAACAAAUACAAGAUCAAACUGAUUCAAUGGAGAUGUAUAAAAAUGGAUUACAGGUUCGGUACCAGAGCAGGAAGAAGCUAGCAGAACAACGUCCUCGAGUGAAAGGCCAGUUCGUGCGAACCGUGAAUUCAGACGCGUCUACAAAAUCAUGAAGAGCUCUUUCAGUUUUUCCUCUGAUUUCUUUUGUUGAUUUUAUAACAGAAACUUAUUUAGCUUUUGCAAUCUUUAGUGUGCUUUUUUUUUUUAUGUAUUUGAUUGGCUUCUUCUUCUCAGCUAAUAUGAGAUACUGGGGCAACUUUUGUAUAUAUGUCUGCAAAUGAUCAGGCUAAGCUAAAACAGUAAUUCCAAUUUCGUUAAGUUGAGAAAUAUUUCUUGUUGUGAUCAUAUCCAGGCCGCUUCUCUCUCGAUACAUACCAACAAGAAACAGAUU